Messenger RNA from Egretta garzetta (little egret), 511 nucleotides. RefSeq names its product butyrophilin subfamily 1 member A1-like. NCBI's taxonomy places the organism in Eukaryota, Metazoa, Chordata, Aves, Pelecaniformes, Ardeidae. The annotation marks the transcript as partial. The transcript has a single exon. The record is from RefSeq and is a predicted model, not a curated record. Gene Ontology annotation, molecular function: protein binding.
CGGGCCCCCCCCGCCAGCCCCGCGCGCUUCGACGCCGACCCGUGCGUGCUGGGCCGCGAAGCCUUCACCUCGGGGCGACACUGCUGGGUGGUGGACGUCACCCAGGGCCACCACUGCGCCGUGGGCGUCAGCAGAGAGUCCCUGCCCAGGAAGGGACCCAUUGGCUUCAACCCCGAGGAGGGGAUCUGGGCGGUGCAGCAAUGGGGGUUCAAGAACCGUGCCCUCACCUCCCCCCCAACCCCCCUCAACCUGCCGCGGGUCCCCCGGAAGAUCCGGAUCUCUCUCGACUACGAAUGGGGCGAGGUGGCCUUCUUUGACGUGGAGAACAAGACCCCCAUCUUCACGUUCCCGCCUACUUCCUUCGCCGGCGAGCGGAUCCGGCCCUGGUUCUGUGUGGAGCUGGGCUCGCUCUCGCUGCUCCGAUGACCCUCGGCACCGGCGGCGGAGCGGGCGGCUUGAGGGGCAAGGACGGGGGUGGUGGGAACCACCUUGCUCCAUCCAGAUGCCACCA